UCAUUAAAUCGGCUCACGGUCAACGUCAACACUUAGCGAUCGGCGGAAUAAAAAAGAGGCAAUAAAUGCCCUAAGUCAAGUGUGUGUCGUGUUGGUGGUCAUCGAGCGUCCUUCGGUCAAUGUUUUAAAUUUAAUGCUUUCAUUUUUCAAUUUUAUUCCAACGCGACCAUACAAAAAAUUCAAUAUACAUAUGUAUAUGUACUUAUAUUCAAUAUUUAUUAUACGUACCCGUAAAUAAAUAUAAAAGAGUUUAUUUUAAAUAAAUGUAUUAGAUACAUAUACAUAUAUUGAGAUAUAUAUAUGUACAUUUGUAUGUCGGUGAGAUUUCGAUUCACGUAACGGUUUAUUUAAAAAGAAAAAAGCAAAAGAAAAAAACUGAAAUCGAAAAGAAUUGGAAUAAAAAUUAAAUAAAAGAAAUACAUACCUCCCUAUAAAUACAGUGGAAAAAGUUUAAUAACAAUUUCUGUGUUAUUGUGUGAAAAUGAGUUUUCUUUCGCUUCCACGUAAAUUGGCAAGAGAGAGUCAUCGAAAUUCCAAUACUUCCGUAGAUCAAAAUGUCAAAUAUUUGAGUUUAAAUAAUAGACGACCAACUAGGAAAACAAAUUUAUAUAGCGGUGGCUCUACAUUGUCACUCCAAGUACCUCCGCGCAGAGGUAUUUUAAAUAGAAAUGGCAGUAUUUCGUCCAAUUAUUUCCGUGGAGUACACAAACAUCAAUUGGAACUACAUGCCGAAACUGUCUGUCACACAAUGACCAUUGAAGAUCUCUAUGAGGAAGUACUUUUUGAAAUUACAAACAACAUCGGAUGUGAGGCGAAUGAUGUCUGCAAAGAAUCACUCAUCGAAUUUGCUCAGGAAGCAUUUAAAAUGUCGAAUGCCAAACAUGAAGAAAUACUCGAAAUAGCACAACAAAAAGAACCUCCAAAUAUUCGACUAAAUGUGGAAAUAAUUAAGGCUGAAAAUCUUUUACCAAAGGAUGCAAACGGAUUUUCUGAUCCGUUUGUUACAUUAUAUCUGGAAUCGAAUGGUUCUCAUCGUUAUAAUUCAUCUGUUAAAACUGAAACUCUUAAUCCCAUAUGGGAGGAACACUUCUCACUGCCAAUUACAGAAAAUCCUAGAAACGAAGUGCUAAUCAUUGAAGUAUGGGAUUUUGAUGCGGCUGAAACUGUCAAAGACAAGGUUAAUAAAUUAAUGGACGUUAAAGGUAUUAAGGGGUUGCGUAAGUUAAUGAAAGAAAUUGCUAUGACUGCGUCUACUGGAAAGCAUGACAAUGAACUGAUCGGAAGAACGGCUAUCACCCUAAAAUCUAUACCGGUAUCAGGCACUACUGUUUGGUAUAACUUAGAAAAGGGUAGCAAAACUAAAAGUCGCGGCUCCGUUUUAGUGAAUUUAGCUCUUAGUGCUGAAAAAGAUAAACGUGUCGCUGUUCAAGAGCACCGACACCUAUUGAAACUCCUGCUAAUGCAUGAGCUGGAAUCAUCGCAGGUAGCAAACUAUUGGUGGGCUGGAAAAUUUAGUGGAAAUGCUGAAGCAAUUCGCUUGCAGCACUCCGUUCAAUCCGGCCUCUCAAAUUUCGAAUGUUCUCUCAGCCAAUGGUCUGUAUAUACUACAAUACACGAAGAUCACCCAUUGAGUUUCGGUUUAUUCAAUUCAAUACUAGACGUUAUUAUACCAAUUCUCAAGUGUCACCUCAAUGAAUCAGAGGACAUAAAAACAUUUUGGGAUGGGGUAAGACGUUUGCUGCCGUCUUGUUUUUCAAUCCUACGAAAAUUGCGUGCCAAAAAUGUUAGCGAUAAGCAAAUUGUAAAAACCCUUUGUGAGGUUCUUGACAUUCUCUCAAAGAUAAAUACUCUCGAAAGACCCAAAACCAUUGAACUAUUUCCACACAACGUGUAUGGGUGGAUAUCAAGAAAAGAUGAAUCGGAUUGCAGCAUUAAUGAGGUCAUUGUGGACGCCAUACACUGCGGUACCAAGGAGUGGCUGGAGCAUAUCAUUGAGGGGAAUCGUCAAAAUAGUGAUGAACAGUCCGACGAAGACAAUUUGCAAUACCUAAUAAAACUUAUACAAAUGGUUCGAUCUGACUUGCAAAGAGCGAUGGAAUAUUUUGAUAAACAUUUUUACCACAAAAUACGCUUAAAUUUCUCCACAGAGCUUUUUAAGUUCUAUGAUGAAAAAGUUGCUGAAAUAGCAAAAUCAAUAGUUACUGAAGUUUGUAGUCAUAUUAAAAGGCUGGAUGUCCCAGAAGACCAUUUUGAAGAGUUGCCUGACAUCGAGGACAUUAACAUGGGCACAACAUUGUUUGAGCUGUAUUUAGUACUAAAACGUUUCCUAGUACUAGGUAAAUCGCUUUGUCCCAAUGACGAGUUAGGAAUUGAACACUUUCACGCCUGGUUUAUGCCUGGCGUCGCACAUUGGUUGGCUAUAUCAGUUAUUAAAGCUCUAAAGAGAAUAGAGAAGGCAAUUGAACUAGAUGAACUGAAGGCCGUCGAUGAUACUGUCAAAUAUAGCUCUUCUGCAGUUGAUACUCUGGCUAUAUUCUACCAAAUUAAAAUAUUUUGGCAACAAUUAGAUUGGCCAGAUGCAGAGGGUUCUUAUACAUUUGUGGCUAAAAUUGUUGAUGAUAUAUGCCGAUGUUGCGUAUUUUACGCCCAGAGAAUGUCACGUCGUGUAGAGUCACUGACAAGGGACAAUAGCGAAUUUUUCCAUGUAUCACCGGAAUGGUGUUUAGCUAUAAAUAAUAUUGAUUAUAUACGCCAAAGCUUACCAUCAUUUAUUAAGGAGUUAGGAACUGACGAUGUCAUUAAACGUCUGGGCGAAUAUCGUUCACAAUUGGAAGCUGAACGAUGUGAGGUCACAAUUAAAAAUGUCAUCGACAAUUCACUAGAUACAGAAAAGAAUCAAAUUUUGGAAUUAAUUGAAAUUGUUGCUAGAAAAAUGUCUCCACCCAUUCGUCGGUUCUUAGCCGAGGGUGCUGAGGUUCUACAUGAGGAUUCCAACUCAAUGGAACGUCUUAUGAUGUAUUUGGAAACAUCGUUAGGUACGUUCUAUGAAAACUUAAAUGAAGUAAAUUUUGCGCGUGUUUUGGAUGCAAUAUGGGCCGAACUUUCAAUAAUCAUGUACGAUCUAAUUCAAUCAAAUCUUGAUAAACGCCGUCCUCCAGCAUUCUUUCAAAAUUUACGUCACACUUUGAGUGUGAUGAUUUCCUGUUUCAAAAGUGGCCAGAUUGUUACGUCAGAUAUUGAAGUCUUAACCGAAAUAGAACGAAUUCUGGAUUUGCAUGCAUUUGAAACGGCAGACUUAAUUCAUCAGUAUUAUUUGGAGAGACUUGGGCACCAGAAAGAAGUUGCCAAUUCAGAAUAUGGUAAACUAACCAUUAGAGCAAAUUUUACAGAUACUGGAUUAGUGUUGGAAAUUAUGAAUGCUAGGGAUCUAGUUCCAAUGGACUCAAAUGGAUCUUGUGAUUCGUUUGUAAAAGCACACUUUCUUCCAACUAAUCGAUUUCUGGGAGUUCCGGCUGUGAAGACUGCUGUUCAUAACAAGACUCGUUAUCCACUUUACGAUGAACAAUUCACAAUAAAAUUAACUGAUGAUCAACGUAAACAACAAAAUAGUCUGAUAGUGUUUAGCAUUAAAGAUAAGGAUUUGUUUGGCAUGACCAGUCAAUAUAUUGCCGAGUGUUAUAUAACAUUUGCCGACUUAUUGGGCAAUGAGAACGAACAAAUUCAUAUGGAACUUUCAAGGCCGGAAUAUACAGAUUCCGAUACCAUCAGAGCCCUAGAAUAUCGCCAAGGUGACAAGCAGGCAAAAGAUUUUUUGAAAAAACUUAAGAAUAAAUCGUACUCAUGAGAGUUAGUUAAACACCUUAAGCGUGUUGUAUUCAAUUCUUCUCAUAAUAAAAUGGACAAUAACAAAACUAAUUCAUAAAACAUAUUGCUUAUUGACGAUAAGAGUGUCACUACUCAAAAAUUCCGAUACUUGAACUGAAUACUAGAAAAAAAUACUUUUAUUAAACUUGUUCAUAAAAUUCAAUCCAUUUACUCAAACUCACAUUAUUUUCAGUAUAACAUGAAUCGAAAUCUGUGUGUUUUCAUGUUUAUUUAAUUGUUGAACAUUAAAUUUAAUAUCAAUUAAAUAAAACUCAUAUAAAUAUCUGAUAUGAUUUUCAGCAAUGACCUUUUUGCGCCAAUCACCGAUAUGUACCUACUCGUGCAUAUUAUACAAAUCGUCGUUGCGCCAACCAUAAGUCUUAUGUGUUUUUUUUUCUUUUUAAUUUUCAUCCAAAUUAUUUUCUAAUAUGGUUCCAAAGUUAUUAAAGGUAUUUAUAUAUAUUUUACAUAACUUUCAUUUUAAACAAUAAAUUGUUAUUUUACUCUCCUGAAAAGUGGCUUAAAAACACAUAUGACUUUUUGUGAGCGCAUCGACGAUUUACAUACAUAUUUACAACAUAUUCAUAAAUAAUUCACUUACGCACAUACUUUCAAUCAUACACAAAUACACUCAGGUAUCGUAUUAUGCGAUAGAUGCGUCCCAAAUCGCAUAAAUUGAAUUCGCAUAAAACGAUACACUAGCUUCAUAUAAAAACUACUGAUUCGGUCCAAAAUUCUGAAAAACCGUAUAAAUUCAAAUUUUAAUUAAAAAACCAAACCAAAAUCGCAUAAAAAAGAUCAACAAAAAUAUAUUUAUUUCAUUUACUUAAACAGUGAAAACAAAACACGUUAAAAAAAAAACACAAAUAUAAUUUAAUUCAUUAAUUACAGAAAAAACAGAAAAUUAUCCAAAAAAUAAGCUAAAACAUUUUUUAAGGAAAUUCUGUAAAUAUGUAUGAUUAAUCUGAAUCACUGAAUAAUUGUCGGCAUCGUUAUGGAAUUAGUUUAACGUCACUUUCAUCACUAGAUAAUAUAAUCAUAUUGUAAAUUUUACAUGAAAAUUAUAUUUUACAAUGUAAAAUAUCAUUUUCAUCACUAGAAUUUAAAAAAAAAACAUAUAAAAUUUUAAAAUCUGUUAAAAUUCUAAAAAAAAUCGUUGAUUUAAAAAUCGCAUAAAUUUGAAUCCGCAUAAAACGAGACCUGAGUGUAUUUGUAUUGUAAACUAAUAAUGUGAAAAUUAUUGACUAAAAGAGUCAUUACUAGGGGGCGGAUUUAUAUGUAAAUGUAUGUUUUUUUCUCGAACGUUCAAAUACCAUGUAGACUAAUUACACUAUACAACACCAACAAAAAUUACAAUAAGAAUGUGCCAGAGUUGGGAAACUUUAACCCGCCCUCAAAUGAAAUUCAGAUGUAAACUUUCAAAACGCCGAUACACGUGUCUUUUUUUUGGUCUCUUCUAUCAAAAUUUAUUGGUCGGACCUUAUAAUUUUGGAAAAAAUUUGAUUUUGUUGUAUAGUGUUAUCUUAUCUAUCCGAAUCACACAUUUUACUGUAAAAUGGCAUCGAUUUCCUAGGGUAUAUUUUUGAUAAUGCAUAUUAAUAAGCGUAUUUUCCCAAUUUGUAAUAAAAAUAUAAUAUUUUGCUUUCGAUGGAAAAUAUAUUGUCCCAAUUAGUUAUAGAAAUAGCAUCCAAAAGAUGCGUGUUAAUGGUCUGAAUAUUAAAAACUGUAUAUUUUUCAUACAAACGUUGUGAACUAACUUCUAUCGACAUUUAGAAAUGGACAUUAGUUUCUCUAUCAGACAUUGAAAAUUACAUUUCAAAGUAUUUGGUUUUUUGUUUUAAUAGGUAUCAGCAAUUUAUUAAUUCUAGCUUUUUUUUCGUUGUGGUUUCACAUUCGUGGUUGGAUUCUAUUUUAGAGUACAAUCAAUAUUUUGAUGAUUUUAAAAUCUAUGUCACUUGAUAAAGGCUCAGAAGAUUAAUUAAGUAUUAAUCCUAACAUAACCAUCGUUUGCACAGCAAUAAGAAAUGUCGAAUAGAUUUAAACACAAAAUGUAAAUGCAUAUUUUUAGAAUUUUUAGGUCACAUUUUGAUUGUUUUGAAGCAUAUUUUUCAAUAAUAAAUGCAUGAAAAUCCGCCUCCUAGUCAUUACUAAUUAAGAGUACAUAAAAGUAUGUAUGUGUAUAAGAACUUUAAUAAAAUUGUAAUUUAUGAACUAGAUUUUGUAUCAGGAAAAAUAAAUCCGUCUAAAAAUUCAAUACAACAUUUACAACGAAAUAUUUGGAGACAGAACGAUGAAAAAAUAAAAUUAAAAUCUCUACUAAAUUUAAAAAAAAAAAAAAACAUUUCCACUUAGUAGACUUCAAAUUGUUUAUUUGGAACCAUGGUACAAUCAAUUACCAGGUAGAAUUGUUAAACAGAGUUUUCAAUGUUCACCCCUAAAACUUCAAGCUAUGUAUUUAAUGACUUUACUUUUUUUUUAAACUUGUUACCGCGGUUCAAACUUAUUUAAAAAAAAUUAGUUUUUCUUCAAUUAUUAAUAAAUCGAUAUUUGAAAAUAAAUUUUUUGUAGCAAAAAUUUAAAUAAAAUUUUUUUUAGACAUUUACUUUUGUUUGUCGUUAUAGGGAAUGUAUAAUUGAGAACAUACUUUAUAAUAAUUGUACCUUGUUAGUUCUGCCAUGAUUUGGAACUAAUUUAAAAAAAAAAACAAAAACUUAAAAAGGUAAAGUUUAAAACAUACCGCAUAAUCAUUAAAAAAAUUAAUUUUAAGCAUUUACAUAUUAAGGAAAUUCAAAAUUAAAUUAUAGUUCUUUGGAAAUAUUUAUUAUUUAUGUAAAAAUAAAAUAUAUGCACAGUUGUAUUAAAAAUAUUUAUAAUAAACUAAUAUUAAACAUGUAAUCAUAAA
This is a messenger RNA of Calliphora vicina (urban bluebottle blowfly), 6766 nucleotides long. It is a transcript of the gene stac, whose product is annotated as C2 and C2B_Munc13-like domain-containing protein staccato. The coding region runs from base 482 to 3844 and encodes 1120 amino acids. The record is from RefSeq and is a predicted model, not a curated record. Gene Ontology annotation, cellular component: secretory vesicle. The transcript is spliced from 13 exons. Lineage: Eukaryota; Metazoa; Arthropoda; Insecta; Diptera; Calliphoridae.